Molecule: messenger RNA, 1523 nt
Organism: Saccostrea echinata
Lineage: Eukaryota; Metazoa; Mollusca; Bivalvia; Ostreida; Ostreidae
Product: caspase-7-like
Exons: 7
Coding region: 77-1258 (393 amino acids)
Biological process (GO): proteolysis
Molecular function (GO): cysteine-type endopeptidase activity
Source: RefSeq, a predicted model, not a curated record
UUUAUUUAAUCACUAACCGUUAUUUUAUUGUAUAUCAUGAUAUAUUCAUUUGGGAAUCCAUGUAAGCAAGAAAAAUAUGUCCAGUAGACUAGAUGCCAAUCUCACUGCUGAUAGCAACAGAGAGUGCAUUGGAGACAGACGUGUAGUACAUGAGACAGAAUUGGGAGCUCGUGUUAAACUCUAUGUUGACGAUGUCCCAGUCCCAACAGAAGAUUGUGAAGUCACUGAAGAAGAGUUUGUAGUAGUGGAUGCCAAAAAGCCUGGUCUUGCCCUACUUCUUGGGUUUGAAACUUUUAACAAUGGUGAAGAACCAAGACCUGGGGUCAAAAAAGAUCUAGUAAAAAUGUAUGAGCUAUUCCAUGAACAUCUAGGCUUCGAGGUUCAAUGGAAAAAAGAUCUGACUGCUGAUGAAUGUAGGAAGUGGAUCGAAGAUGUGACUUCUGAUACUGAACUUCUACAAAGAAUCUCAUGUGUUGUCAUGGUGAUAAGUUCCCAUGGCAGUGAGGCAGAAGUGGGGAAAAAAGGCGAUAUCAACCCUGACUUCCGGAGACAGGAGAUUAAAUUCUACCAACACUGGUUUUCCACGACAGACGGCAGCAUCCAGACUAGUGAUAUCAUUGACAUGUUUGAUGACUAUAAAUGCCGGGCCUUGAAAGGGAAACCUAAAGUCUUCUUCAUACAAGCAUGUAGGGGUAGAGUUGGUGAAGAUCAAACACUGGGUGAUAUGGUGGAUGGAGGCGUGUCUAUUAGAUUCCAAUCAGAACCCAGUAAAGAGCCAAUCCCAUUGGUGCAACCUGUUGUGUCAUCCCAAAAUAACCCUGUAGUACAAAACGAGGAGUCCCACACUAGGAUGGAUGCCAAGGGAAUAAGAGCAUCAGAUGUCAUUAAAGGAAGCAAACUGUUUACUGAGGGAUCUGGCCACCUACGUGCCCCAUUGGAGAAUGAGAUUGCCUUAGCCCCUCCACCCUGUUUCCACAAUUGUAUGAUAGUGAUGGCCAGUCCCCCAGGUAAGGCUGCAUGGUCAGAACAAGACACUGGGGGCUGGCUGAUUACAUGUCUAUACAGAGUUUACAUGAAUCAUGUGAAUAAAGGGCACAAAAUCAGAAUGAUCCGCUCUAUGACAAAAAUCAACUACCUGAUGGCGAUGACGAUGGAGUCCAUCACAAAUGAAGCCAGUCUUAACUUCAUGAAGUGUGUACCUGUCACAACACACAUGCUGGAGAGAGACAUAGUACUGGUGCCCAAAAACCUCCAGUGAAAAAAAUACAUUGUGUUAUUGAUUUUAAAAGUUGAUUCCAAGGAGCUAAACUAUGCAAUAUUUGUAUGUGCAAAACACGUAAUUUCUUUGCUGUCGGUAGAUUCCAACAUUUGUAACAAUACAUUUAUUAUACUUACAAUGUAUUGAUACAGCAGCCUCAGAUAUGUAUAAAUAUAUGUGUUAACAAUGUCCUUUCAUAUGUUGAUUUUUCCCUGGUCAUAAGACUUUAGUGUUUAAUCAAUGCAAAUAAAAGGAAGCAAUAUGA